This is a messenger RNA of Botrytis fragariae, 2085 nucleotides long. RefSeq lists its product as uncharacterized. The record is from RefSeq and is a predicted model, not a curated record. The transcript has 4 exons. Lineage: Eukaryota; Fungi; Ascomycota; Leotiomycetes; Helotiales; Sclerotiniaceae. Bases 1 to 2085 code for a protein of 694 amino acids.
AUGCCUGCAACCACCAGAGCUAUCUCUAAAAGACUUCUCUCAUCUAUUUCAAAAGAGGUGGAGUUGCGUCUUCCCAAAGCUUCCUCUUCAAAUGCUACUUUACAAAAUGUUGUUGGUAAAUCAAAGAGUCAGACACAUUCCAAGCAUCAGAUCAGACGAAAAGCACGGAAAAGAUCCCACCAAGAUCAGAAAUCUAAACAACAGAAGCCUGCCAGAGGAAACACAAAAAUUGAAUUGUCAGAUCUUCCUUCUACUACUGUCACUCACUGGCCUUGUCAUCAUUGUGAUUGCUCUCAAGGAGUCUUCGAGUUAUUAGUUCCUCUCUGUGUCAACUGUGGACACGAGAUGAACGACCAUGCACCUCGUAUUUUAAGUUCAUGGAAUACCCACUGCCCUUAUAUUUGCGAAAGACCAGAUCUAGUUUCUUCAGUUCUGCAACUUGCACUAAAUACGGGAAUGGCGGUUAUUCGUGCUACACCUCUGGUGGGAAAGACAACUCUUCUUCAACGAAAAGACAAUGCCAAAUAUCGUCCACAUAAUCCUGACGCCAAAAUUAUCUAUCUCGUUGAUGAAGCUCAAGGUUCUUAUGAAGAUGAAGAAUUUUGGAUCUCUGAACUCAAGAACCGCUACACUAGAUCACGAUCAAUAUUCGUGCUUGUUUGCCUUUAUGGGGCUGCUGGCAUUUCUGAGAUUCAAGAACCGUUCAUUCAAUCGCAAGCCUCGAAAGUAGACGAUCUCAAUCGUAUCGAAUUACGACCAUCAAAAUCCAGUUCUUUAUGUAUGCUCUUCAGAUCGGAUGAGACAUUGACCGCAGUCAGUAAAUGGAUCCUGGAGAAUGGUCUUAACCCUGGUAGCGUUGAUCGAGUAGCCAUAGCCGAGUAUCUUCACUCUGCUACUGACGGUCAUCCAGGAAUGAUUGGAUUGAUCUUGGGUUGUUUUGAAAUGUUGAUUUCACAGAACAUCCAAAACCGUCGAAGAUGGUCGCCAGUCUUCUGUCAUGAGAUCCUUGUCGAGCAUGAUUUCCUACUGGAAUUUCUUAAUCAAUGGGGCAGAGGCGUCUGGACAGUUGUAGGAGAGAAGCACCUAAAGAACUAUUUGGUACGUUCUCCAUCUUGCAGCCAUCUCAAAUAUUCGGAUGUUACAGAUGCAAUGCGUAAAGUAGCGAGACUACCCAAAGGCUACACAGAGCCAGGAACGAACAACAUGAAUGCAUUAGCAUUUUGUUAUAAAAUGGGGUUCCUACAUGCAGAGCACCUUGCGCAUGGAAGUAGCGAAAUCACCUAUAAUUUUGCCUCUCCAAUACAUAGAAGAUAUGUGCAUUCACCCCGUUCUUUGCUUAUACUAACGCCAGACAGGAUCGCAUAUCGACGACUCAUUCCAGGUCCGCCACCAGGAAGCGUUUCAGAUACAAUCACCCUUCAGCAAGCCUGUUUAAACGCCAUUGAAAGGUUUAGCCCGUCUGUUCUGCAUCAUCGCUCUCCCUCGUCAAAUACUGGUUGCCAGUCCGAUACUAAUUGGGGUAUUCCAGAGGCAGUAUUCCAGGAUGAGAUGUAUUGUUGCCUUAACCAGGAGCUUCAUAAUCUACCGAUCUUGUCAGAAUAUGCUGAAACAAAGGACGGAAGAAUCGAUUUCUUUAUCUUUGGCAAAAAAUGGGGUAUUGAGAUACUUCAAUCUGGCAACCAUGGAAGGCUAGAAGAACAUGCAAAUAGAUUUAAAUCUGGAGGGAAGUAUCACAAAUGGGGUAUUCUCGAAGAUUAUAUCAUUCUGAACUUUUGCCCAAAGUCUUCUCUUGAUGUACUUGAAAUCAAAGAUGUUGAUACGCAAUCGCAUAUUCGACAUGUUGUCAUCGAUGCAAAUGAGCGCAUCGCGCAAGUAUACACAUAUGACAAGCAGCUGCAAACAGUUCUGAACCUGGGCGAGGGAAGAACCAGGUCUCACUCACCUGAAGAGCAGACAGCUCCUGGGGACUCGGAUAUUCCUAUGGCUCUGCGAGAUCAGAAGAUAGAGUUGGAGCAAGAGAAUGAAAGGCAUGAAGAGGCGCUAAGAACAAUAUAUCAACUGAAGCUAACGCCUGGAAAAAGGUGA